Molecule: messenger RNA, 2405 nt
Organism: Dimorphilus gyrociliatus
Lineage: Eukaryota; Metazoa; Annelida; Polychaeta; Dinophilidae
Source: the annotation of a GenBank genome assembly
GAUUUGCACCUGGUCAACGUAGUCGAAGAUAUGAAGGCGAGAGAAGCUAGUCAGAGUUUCCAUGCAGAAAGGAAAAAAGGAGUGAGAACUUUGGUACCAAUUCCAAUCGGCUGUGUUCUUGGACUGAUAACUGAAGAUAUAGAAAUAGGUCAAAACCUCACAGACGCAAAAUUGGUUGAACCAAAACUUAAGGUAAACUUUAAAAUACUUAAACUCGUUUUUUUUGUUAUUUAUAUAUAAAGUAACCUAAGAAUCUUGGCACGCAAUAUUUUUAUUGUGUAUAUUAUAAAUUAAAGUUACGCCUUGCGUGUUUUCUCUUUCUAAUGCAAUUACAAAAUGUGACAACCCGCACGACUCGUAGAGACGAAAAACUGUUUUGCAGACAAUAAGUGUCGCUUUUUUUAACAAUUAUAACUUUAUAUUAUUGACAUCAUUGAACUACAACAAUAGAAAGCAAAAAAAAAGUAUCUCUAAAAAAAACAAUACGAUGAUUUUUGCGUUUUGUUUCUUUCCUAAACUUUUCCGAAAGUCUUUUUCAACAACAUUUAACAUCUGCUACAUUUGACAAGUUGAUGACCAGCAUCGCCUACAUCCCGAUCAUCCAUUGUACAGGUAGAUUAAUUUGUGUAUUGCCUAAUAUCCGUAACGCUCCUGCUACUUUUUUAAUACGGGCUAUUUCAAUUAAAUUUAGAAGAGCUUUUGUUAAUGAGAAAGGAAAGUGAAAAGGUAUAUAUCCCAUGAUAAUCCAGGCUAUUGUUAAUUGUAUGGAAAUUUUCUUUCUCUUUUUAUACAAAUAUCCUAAAGACGCAUUUAAACAAUACGUAUACAUUAUAAGUGUGUGUAUGUAUAGUUAAUUUCCGUAGAAGAACGCCGUCGGCCACGUGCGUUAUAGCUGGUGUGUCUCGAGUCAACAAAACGCCGUUCGUAUUUAUUGGUUUUAUUCAUUGCCUAAUUCUAAAGCGAUUUUCCUACAUGUUUACCCGGCUAUUCGUUGUGGGUGUUCAUACAAUUUUUACACGCAAACAAAUUUUUAUAGACGUACCAAGGACGUACGUGUAUGUUUAUAAUCUGCCGUCUACGCCCCCAUCUCAUCUUUCAUAUUAAAUUCAAAUAAAGAUAAUUUCGCUAAACUAUCAUUUUCCCUUUAUCAUAAUAGCUAAAGGCUUCGUACGAUGGUCAGCUAACUUGUUCGGAAGAUGGAUGGCUGGAAGAAAUUCGACCUGCCAGAAAUAGGCACGAACAGAAUGUUGAAGCAGUGAGAGGGGAAAAGAGAAAGCUAGUAUUACGAACCAUCAGGUCAAUUCAUUGCGGACAGGAAAUCUUCGUUUGGUAUGGUGAAGAGCUAGGAAGAGAAAUGAAUAUUCCUAUUUUAUCCCCAGCUAAUAUCAAAGGCUCAAAUGACUAUCGAUGUUCAUCUUGCUCAGCCUCUUUUCAACACCCAAAUGUCCUGAAGGCUCACAUUCGAUUUAAGUGUUCCAGCAAUCUGGGAAGCUUACUUGGGGGUUCAGACGAACCUUUGAAUUUAUCAAAGAGAACCUCUAUUCAGCAGCAGCAACAUCAACCUAUUCAAAUAUUUAAUCAUAUUCAUGCACCCGCCUUUGCUUUACCAGCCGCACUGCUCUACCCGACAUUGUAUCCUACGUCAACUCCAUUCUAUCCUCAAUUUCUUACUUCUGGACCGUCUCCGCCUGCUCCUCAAGUAAAAAAUGAGCCAAAUACCGAAACGCACCUGCCACCCACCUUCCCCUUACCAAGCGAGAAGGAUGGCGAACCUAUCGACCUUCUACCGCGUUCCCUUUACAUGAACAAGUCGAAUAAGGGUCACCUGUGUAUAUACUGCGGAAAGUUGUACUCGCGCAAGUACGGACUCAAGAUCCACUUGCGCACGCACACCGGAUACAAGCCGCUUAAAUGUAAGAUUUGCCUUCGACCGUUCGGAGAUCCGAGCAAUCUCAAUAAACACAUAAGGCUACACGCUGAGGGCGAUACGCCCUACCGUUGUCAUUUAUGUGGAAAGGUUCUAGUCCGAAGAAGAGAUUUAGAUAGGCAUAUAAGGUCAAGGCAUCCAGUAGAUUCAACAAAAAAUCACUCAGAUAGCCUCCCACCAGAAGAAGAGGAAGAAGAGGAAAUGGAAGAAUUAGAAGCUAUUGAAGGAGAGUUGAGUGACGGAGGUGUUGCUGAUGAUGAGGAAGAAAUCGAAGUUGUUGUUUGAGCAACAGCUGCAAUUACUUUUCAAUCUGCCGCCAAUAAAAAGCGGUCAUAAUAAAGAUGUACGAUGACGUAUAGCGGUUGUUUUUACCGCUUCUGUCAAAAUCCCCUAACAAGGGACUCUGUCUGUCGAUACAUGUGGGCGUGGCUAAAUAAAAAGAAUUUAAUCCUCCUAUUUAUUUACGCCUUUAUCAGCG